CUCAAGGGAACACAGUCUUAGCAGCUUUUCCUGAUUCUGAACGGAGAGAAAAUCUCACACUAUGGCUCUAGAGAAAGUUAAGGAGCUCUUUCCAGAGACUGAGGUUGACAGGCGCCUUGUCUCAGGCUUGCUUUGUGGCUCAGCUGCUGCUAUUCUGAUGUUCAAAUGGAUGAACCAGCGACGGGUCCAGAAGAAACUUGAUGAAUUUAAGACCAAGCGAGAACUUGGGUUUCAGCGAAUGGAGAAGGCAGCAAGGCAGUUUAAACAGCAGAAUCCAGGAAUAAAGGCUGCUCCAAUCCUAUCUCUUUCUCUUGUGGAACUAGCUGCAAAGUUAAAGGAUGGCACCUUGUCUCCAGAAAGUGUUCUAUAUACCCAUAUUGAAAAGGCUUUAGCAGUAACCCGGGAAAUCAACUGUGUGACAGACUUUCUCCCAGAGUGUGAAGAACAGCUCCGAGAAAUUAAAAAGAGAGAGAAGGGGUUACUCUAUGGUGUCCCUGUCAGCAUCAAGGAAAACAUUGCUUGCAAGGGACACCCCAAUUCACUUGGCUUGGUGAAAUUUCUGGACUGUCCUGAGCAUGAUGACUCUGUAAUAGUCAAAGUUCUCAAGAAACAAGGGGCAAUUCCAUUUGUAAAGACCAACACGUCACAAGCCAUAUUAAAUAUUGACUGUGGCAAUACAGUCUUUGGACAAACCUUGAACCCUUCCAACCACAAAAAAAGUUCCGGAGGCUCCAGUGGAGGGGAAGCAGCUCUCAUUGGAGGGGGAGGAUCCAUGCUUGGCAUUGGGACAGAUGUGGCUGCAAGUAUUCGGGUGCCAUGUGGCUUUUGUGGGAUCUGUGGAUUCAAACCAACUGGCUAUAGGGUGAGUGUCAAAGGUGUUACCACUCCUGUAGCUGGAAUGAAUUCAGUCAUCUCUGUGACAGGCCCAAUGGCAAGAGACGUGGAUAGCCUGGUGUUGUGCAUGAAAGCCCUCCUGUGUGAUGAGAUGUUUUCUCUGGAUCCAACUGUGCCUCCACUUUCCUUUAAUGACAAGAUUUACUCUCAUACCAGCCCCCUGAGGAUUGGAUUCUACGAUGGAGAUGGUUAUUUCCAGCCAUCUCCCAGCAUGAGAAGAGCUGUGCAGGAAACAAAAAAACUGCUACAGGAGGCAGGCCAUACUCUGAUACCAUUCACUCCACCUCGCAUUGAUUUUUUGGUGGAUGAACUCUUUACCAAAGGCCUCUAUGCUGAUGGAAGUUCCACAUUAUUGGAAAAAUUUGAUGGUGAAUUUGUGGAUUCCACUUGGACAAACCAGAUUCGUUGUUACAGAAUGCCAGACCUGCUGAAGAGACUCUUAGCUUUCCUUUUAAUGCCUGUGUUCCCACGAAUCUCCCGACAUCUGCAUGCCCUCCUUGGUGUGGGGUCAGUCAAAAAACUCUGGAAGAACAAUGUGGAUCGGAUGGCUUACCGUGAUGAAUUCAUUGCAGAAUGGAAAAAAUUGAAGCUGGAUGUUGUGCUUUGUCCUGCUUUGGGCCCAGCCUUUAAUCUAGGAUAUGCUGGCAAACUAUUUGUGGCUACUACUUAUACCCAUCUAUACAAUGUCUUGAAUUUUCCUGCUGGAGUUGUACCAGUCACAACAGUUACACAAACAGAUGAAGAAGAGCUGAAGCAUUACAAAGGGCACUAUGGAGACUUCUGGGAUAAAAGAAUGAAGGAGGCUGUGGAAGAUGCAGUGGGGCUCCCUGUAGCAGUCCAGUGUGUGGCCUUGCCAUGGCAAGAAGAAUUGUGUCUUCGCUUCAUGAAAGAAGUAGAGAGAGUUUCCCAUGAGAGAUGGGGAAAGAGAAAAAUAUGACCCUGUUCAGAAAGAAGCCUGCAAGGAAUGUUGACCUUUCUGAAUAAACUUUAUUAUUGACUUAUGCGGUUUAUUGCUGAGUUAGCUCAGUUAUAUUUUCACCAAUGUUCAGCAAGACAAGAUAUGGAGAGAUAAGAAGAUAUGGUUUAGAAGGCAGAGAAUUUUGGUAAUGUUUUGUAAUUAGGAUAAAUAACAGGAUCUGGACAACAGGUUCUUUCAGACAGAUACCUUUGAAUUAUGCUAUCACUUCAAAGGUGUGAUACAAAUAUUCUGUCAUUCCUUCCUUUAUCAACUAAUGGGACUUUUGAGAAAGUUAUAAAUGGGAAUGAUAGUGUCAGCAAAUUCUGCACUGUAAAAUUCUGUGAAUGAGAUAAAUAAAAAACCUUUUCUGUAAAUUUGAACAGAUGAACCUGCAACAAUUUCAAAUCAGUCUGAUGAUCUAGAAUAUCACUGUGGUAACUGAUGCCACCCAGUUCCUUUGAAUCCAAAAAAUUAUUUGCAAAACUGGAAUGAAAAUACCAGUUCUGUAUGAAAGAUAGAUUAAUCUCCUAAAAGAAUGAAUGGAAAGUACACAGAAGGAAAGAUCAUAUGGAAGUUGCCUGAAUCAGUGUGAAAAGAAUUAUAAUACAGAAUGUCACAUAAAUUUGUGGAAUUAUGCUAAAGGAAAUUUGUAAAAGGAUAUUUGGUGAAGUAAUGAAUCAAAAAAGCCUCUAAAAGGAUCAAUAAAAUGAAUCUAAUAAUGAUAUUAAAAUGAGGAUGAAAGAUAGAUUCAUGUACAUAAAGAGAAAAUACCAUUGUAAAGAAUAUAAGUCAGAGAAUAAGGAGUGGUCACAAUUAAAAGAAGUACACAGAGAAAUGCAGACUGAUUCUCAGGCUGAGAUGGAAUUAAAAUAUUAUUUUGGAAAUGGGUGAAGUGAGCUACAGAAGACGUCUAUAGAAAAA
Messenger RNA from Crotalus tigris (Tiger rattlesnake), 2773 nucleotides. Its product is annotated as vitamin D3 hydroxylase-associated protein-like. Gene Ontology annotation, biological process: fatty acid catabolic process. NCBI's taxonomy places the organism in Eukaryota, Metazoa, Chordata, Lepidosauria, Squamata, Viperidae. The coding region runs from base 62 to 1831 and encodes 589 amino acids. Gene Ontology annotation, molecular function: amidase activity; fatty acid amide hydrolase activity. The record is from RefSeq and is a predicted model, not a curated record. The transcript is spliced from 15 exons.